AUGGCUCAUUCCAAACGCAAUACCUCGCUGCCUCAUUUCACGUCCUAUGAACGGUCUCUUCUACGCUCAACCUGGGGAUCCCAGAGUACUCGACUAUCCCGUGAAUCCUUUCUACCCUUCUCCUCAUGUAGACUGUGUCUUCUCCCAGCCCGUGAACCGGUCGUCGCUUGCGCCACCAAUGGCGACCUUUUCUGCCGAGAAUGCGCCGUCAACGACCUCCUUGCACAACGAAAGGAAAUAAAAAGGUUGGAAAAAGAACGAGAAAUUGCUCAACAGGAACGAGAUGAGGAUCAAGAGCGAUUAGCUGCGGAGGCACGAGAUCGAGAACUGAAAGAGUUCGAGAUGGUUAGCAUGGGACUUGAAGAGAGGAAAGCGAAGAGGAAACGAGAGCUAGAGGAGCGAGGAGGCGAGAAUGAGAAAGGUAGCAAGAAUGGUGAUGAGUUGCCAGGUACUCUGGAGAUAAAGAAGAGGCGAAAGGAGGGCUUCGAACUAAAUGAAGUAGAGAUGCGGAAAAUAGCGAUGGACGAGCGAGAGAAGAUGAUGAAAAAAAUUGAAAAGGAGAAAGCGGAAUCGUCGAAAUCCCAACUGCCCUCCUUUUGGGUACCGUCCUUAACACCAUCUGUUGCUGAAAAUGGAGAUGAUGCCAAAUCCGCAAAACUCAAUCCAAUAUGUCCUGCAUCAACACCACAGAAUAAGCAUGGAUACUCCUUAAAGGGGCUGGUGACGGUUCAUUUCACAGAGGAGAAAGAUGAGAAGACAGGUGAUAUGGUCCGCAUAUGCCCAAGUUGCAAGAAGGCACUUAGUAACGGACUCAAGGCCAUGCUCGCCAAACCCUGUGGACACGUUAUUUGCAAACGCUGUGUCAACCAAUUCAUGACAGCGGACAAAGGCGCAGACCCACACUCUAAAGACCCUUCCGAGACAGAACGUAUAGGGAAGGUAUUUUGCUACGUCUGUGAAGCGGACUUGACGAGCAAGAAAGCGAGCAAGGAAGGGAAGAAGGAGAAAGAAAAGAUACGGCCUGGUCUAGUGGAGAUAUCGUCUGAGGGAACAGGGUUUGCUGGCGGCGGAAAGAACAUGGCCUCCAAGUCCGGGACUGCAUUCCAAUGCUAA
This is a messenger RNA of Nannizzia gypsea CBS 118893, 1113 nucleotides long. RefSeq lists its product as hypothetical. Gene Ontology annotation, cellular component: nucleus. Gene Ontology annotation, molecular function: ubiquitin protein ligase activity. Bases 1 to 1113 code for a protein of 370 amino acids. The transcript has 3 exons. The record is from RefSeq and is a predicted model, not a curated record. NCBI's taxonomy places the organism in Eukaryota, Fungi, Ascomycota, Eurotiomycetes, Onygenales, Arthrodermataceae.